GACGGAUGUAAAUACUCAGCGAAUAUGGAACAUCUUCAACGGUGACUAUUCUUAUGGGAACUGACAGUGGAGAACAAACAAUGGAUGCGAUAAAAAUAAUUUUAAAAAGAUUAUAGUACCUGUCAAGUGAAAGAGAUGAAGUCAUGCCAAAGACUUUGUAUAUCUAUCAUCGCCAUUUCUACUUGCUUGUGGUUAGUGUUUUUCUACACACGCACGGCAAAUUAUUUCAACUAUGACAACGACAAGGAAGGCAAUCCUUUAAAAACAAAGCUUUUUGUAAAACGUUGCACAUAUGCCGAUGUAUUAGAACGGAUCUCUAAAACACAUGUGGCGAAAUGUAACAAGGGAAUUAUGACUCCGAAACGGCAUACAGGGAUAAUUCGAACAGUAACACGCAAAGUGCAGUUUGUGAAUUCAACGGCAAUGACUCAUGUUAAAAUGUCUAUGGAGUGUUACAAAGAACUUCCAAAAUGCCUUAUUAUCGGUAUUCAAAAAUGUGGAACCUUAGCACUGGCAGAAUUUUUACGAAUCCAUCCAGAUAUUGCUAUAGAUGCGCGACAGACAUACUUUUUUUCAAGCAAUUACUCGAAGGGCUUGACCUGGUAUCUUGACAAGUUGCCUUGUAGUCAGAAGGGACAAAUAACAAUGGAACGUACCCCGCAGUAUUUUUAUAUGCGUGAAAGUCCAUGGAGGGUAUUCUCGGCACGACGCGAUAUGAAGUUGCUAAUCAUCGUGUGUAAUCCAGUCAAAAGGACCAUAUCGAACUUUGCGAUGGCUCAAUAUAGGAACAGAGAGCAUAGAAACGCAAGAUUUGAGGAGGAAGUGUUCAAUAUCAACGAGAAAAACUUCACCGUCAAUGACAAUAGCCUUUACGUUGACAAGUCAAGAUACGCGAAACAUUUACAGAAAUGGUUAGAAUACUUUCCGCGCAGUCAAUUGCACGUAAUCGAUGGUCAACGAUUCACACAAUUUCCAGCCCAAGAACUGACAAAAAUAGAAAGAUUUCUUGGAUUACGCCCGUACAUUAAUCAGUCUUGUUUUGUGUAUAAUAAACGUUCGGGGUUUUAUUGCUUACGAAAUAAUACAGAUGUAUCCAGUGUUACAAAUAUAAAGUGUCUUCCUCCGACUAAAGGUCGACCUCACCCGUUAAUAGGGAAGACGUAUUUAGAACGACUGAAACAGUAUUUCUCUCCUCAAAACGAUGUGUUCUUUAACCUAAUCAUGAUGAAAAACUGGUUUCAGUGGUGAUCAAUAUCCUUAGACUUUCUGAAAAUGUUCUGUUUUAAA
Molecule: messenger RNA, 1287 nt
Organism: Mya arenaria
Lineage: Eukaryota; Metazoa; Mollusca; Bivalvia; Myida; Myidae
Product: heparan sulfate glucosamine 3-O-sulfotransferase 1-like
Exons: 2
Coding region: 136-1248 (370 amino acids)
Molecular function (GO): [heparan sulfate]-glucosamine 3-sulfotransferase activity
Source: RefSeq, a predicted model, not a curated record